AGCCAUUGUGGCCCAGGCCUUCUGGCCGACUCCAGGCCUCUCCGCAGCCGCCCGACGCGCCCCUUCCCAGGACGCGUCGCCGACCGACCGGCGCGCGGACCGCGGGCGGACGCGCCGAGCCCUCGGCAGCGCGGCAGCGCGCCCGAUGCCGCCGGGCGAGCCGCACCAGCGGGGCGGCGGGAGCGCAGCCCAGGUGGAGGAGGCGCCGCCGGACACCGUCCACGUGCUGCUGCCCGAGGGCAUGGGCCUCCACGAGGUCACCAGCAUGUUCCACCGCUUCGGGGAGGUCUCCUGCCUCGAGAUGGUCCCGGGCGACCAGCUCGUGCUCGCGGUGGUCUUCUUCGACUCCCGGGCCGCGGCCGCGGCGCUCGGCGCGCUGUGCCCCGCGCUGUGCUGGCCCGGCGGGCACCGGGGCCGCCGCAGGGUGCCGAGCGGCUCCCGCGCGGGGGUCGUGGGCGUCGCCGGCGUGAGUGGCGAGCGCGCUGGGGCCGAGGUCGAGGACAACGAGUUCUACGACGUGCGCGACGCGGCGCGGUUUCGCAUGAGAUUCGGCGGUGGGGCCGCCACAGCCGAGGCGGCGGCCGGCCCCUCGCGGGCCGCCUCGUGGCGGCCAGUCCCUGCCUACGUCGUGCCCACACGGGAGGUGGCACAGAUAGCCAGCAACGCGGCGCAGGCCGUCCUCGUGGAGGGCCUCCCCAGUAUGGUCGCGACCGAGCAGUGCUUCCCCGUGGUGCUGCAGCAGGCCGGGCUGGGCGGGCUCUACCGCGCUUUCGAGGUCUGGGGCGGCACGCCUUGCGGCGGCGCGCUGGUGAUGUUCCACUGCCACGCCGCAGAGCUCUGCGUGCGCCACUUCCACGGCUGCCAGUGGGACCCCUGCGGCCAGCCGGUGACGGCCAGGCCGCUGGCCCCCGAGCUGGCCGCGGAGGAGCUGGCCGCGCGGGGCAGGCCGCGCGCCGCAGCGGCGCUGCGCGCCGCUGCCGCCGGCGCUCCUCGGGCGCACCCGUGGGGCCUGCCCGCCAAGGUGGGCGCGCGCGCCCUCGUGGAGGAGAGAGGACCGCCGAGGAGAGCACCGACGUGGGGGCGUCCGACGCCGGAGACGACACCACGGACGGGUGAGCGGGGAGGCGGCCGCGGGGAGGCGGGGCGCGGCGCGGCCAGCGGGCCACCGAUGUCACUGUACAUACACAAGGUGCACCGUGCUCAGGCCAAGCGCGCUGCCCUGGCAUACCCUUUGCCUCCUUCGGCGGUUGCCAACAUCUGUUGUACAUAGGGCGCAGCCUGCUUUGGCCAGGCGUGCUGCCCUGGCCGCGCACGUAAUUUGGGUUUGAGAGGAGCCCGAGACCGACAUUGGCGGGCCGAGUCUCUAAAGGAAUCGGAGACAGUGUAAGGGGCCGCGGCAGUGGCCAACGUCGCCGCGCGGUGAUUUCAACACGCCGAAGCCCGGUUUUAAACGAGCAGCGUGGCUUGGACCGUAUUGUUGCUGGCGAUGUCCAGAAAUUCGACGCUGGCGCGGGUCCUCAUAUUGUUACUCCUCCUCUUAGUUGCACGGUAGUUCUGGCAUCCGCCCAGCCUCUUUGUGUACAGAUUGAUGGCGCCUCUUUUCGCAACCGGCUUGCGGCCGAAGAAAUUUGCGUUCAGCAUUCGUGAGACAGAGUGGAGAGGUCCUCCUCCUCCUCCAAAAAAUUUCUGGUCGGGGCAGGAUUCGGCCCCACGGGGACCGCGACGUCUGUGCGAACGUCAGAGGAAUACGUGGAGCCAGGGCUCGCUUCCGACAAUCUGCUACGGUGC
Molecule: messenger RNA, 1788 nt
Organism: Prorocentrum cordatum
Lineage: Eukaryota; Dinophyceae; Prorocentrales; Prorocentraceae
Source: the annotation of a GenBank genome assembly